UUAACUCUAAAGCACAUCUGUUUGGUGAGUGUGUGUCUUUUCUUUUUGAUGUUUUGCAGAAGCAUCCUGGACAAAAAUGCCUUGCACAUAUUUGGUGACCCUGCUGGGAUAAUAUCAUUAUUAGUUAAAUUGUAACUCUUCAGAAAAAAGUCUCUGUCUGAGUAUUUUAGAGGACCUAGCAUAUGGAGCCUUGAUCUAUUACAAACACUCCCAUGUACUAUUGCAAGAAGUUUUUAUUUCAUUAUUACUUGACUUAUCCAUUUUUCUUUCUUUUUCCUAUGUUCCCAACUAUUGUAAUUUUCUUAAAGGGUCAGAGUGGCAACCUGGUAUAUACCUAUAGUAGUGCUGGGUUUUUAAGACAAUGCCUUAAUCUUUCUUACUAGUAUAUUUGAUCAUUGUAUAUUAUGAUCUACUUUGUAGAGCUUUGUUAAAUAUAGAUAUACUGUAGACCUUCCUUAGCUGCUCUUCUUCAAAUGCUUGUUUUUCUCUGUACUGUACUUACUGUGUAUAUUCCAUUAUGCAGAGUAUGGUGCCAUCAUAUGACUCUUUUCCUGUUAGAGUUGUUAACAAUAUAAAGAAAGCUUUCUGUCUUUGAAUAAUGGAGAAGGGAUUGACUUACUACUGGCCCACAACCAUUGUUUGAAGCAGAGGCUGUCCUGUGGUUGCACAUAAGUGCCUAAUGCAAUAGAAACCUGAUGUAGCCAUGCUAAAAAUAAUAGUGGAUCUUGUUUGGUGCAUUAGGGUGCUAUCAAAAUGUUUUGUCAUACAUACAUACAUGAUGUAUGGAUGUGUAUGUAUAGAUAUAUUUAGUGAUAUAUAUACACACGUUUGAUGGUAUAUAUCACAUAUAAUCAAAUGUACACAGCAGUAGGCUAAACCCUUUGAAGGACACGGUUCCAGCCGCAAAGAGCCUAUGCUCCAAAUCAAACAGUGGCUUUUGUUAGGAGACAUCUGGCAGCCAUGUUCUGCAGUUGCUGUGGCUUCCAGAAUGACUUCAAUGGAAGAGCUGAGCUGGAAGUCAUAAAAGCUCGUCAUCUGUCUGAGGCUCCCUGGGGAGGCAGCCUGAGGUGGCGACAGACAAGGUUGCAGGAAAGCUGAGUUCUACUCUCUCAUGGGUGAAGAACACUGUAUCGCACACUGUCAGUCAAAUGGCCAGUCAGGUGGCAAGUCCAUCUGCCUCAUUACACACUACAUCCUCCUCUACCACUCCCUCAACACCAGCACUAUCGCCAUCCUCACCAACGCAGUUGAGUCCAGACGAGCUAGAAUUACUGGCUAAACUUGAAGAGCAGAAUAGAUUAUUGGAGACAGAUAGCAAAUCCUUACGAUCUGUAAAUGGGUCAAGAAGGAAUAGUGGGUCCUCCCUUGUAUCUAGUUCAUCAGCUUCUAGCAACCUCAGCCAUCUCGAAGAAGAUUCCUGGAUCCUUUGGGGGAGAAUUGUAAAUGAAUGGGAAGAUGUACGGAAAAAGAAAGAAAAACAAGUUAAGGAGCUUGUUCGAAAAGGGAUACCCCAUCAUUUCAGAGCAAUAGUAUGGCAGCUUUUAUGCAGUGCUCAAAGCAUGCCAAUAAAGGAUCAAUAUUCAGAGCUUUUGAAAAUGACCUCUCCUUGUGAAAAACUAAUAAGAAGGGACAUUGCUAGGACAUAUCCUGAACAUGAUUUUUUUAAAGAAAAAGACAGCUUUGGUCAGGAAGUUUUAUUUAAUGUAAUGAAGGCUUAUUCAUUAGUGGAUCGUGAGGUUGGAUACUGUCAAGGAAGUGCUUUUAUAGUUGGGCUGCUGCUUAUGCAGAUGCCAGAAGAGGAAGCCUUCUGUGUGUUUGUUAAAUUAAUGCAAGAUUAUAGACUUCGAGAACUCUUCAAACCAAGUAUGGCUGAGCUGGGCCUUUGCAUGUACCAAUUUGAAUGCAUGAUACAGGAGCAGCUACCAGAGCUUUAUGUGCACUUUCAGUCCCAGAGUUUCCAUACUUCAAUGUAUGCUUCAUCAUGGUUUUUAACAAUCUUUCUCACAACUUUUCCACUACCAAUUGCAACAAGAAUAUUUGAUAUUUUUAUGUCUGAGGGUUUAGAGAUAGUAUUUCGAGUAGGUUUAGCAGUUCUUCAGAUGAACCAAGCAGAAUUAUUGCAACUUGACAUGGAAGGGAUGUUACAGCACUUUCAAAAGGUCAUUCCACAUCAGUUUGACAGUGGUCCAGACAAAUUAAUCCAAGCAUCUUACCAAGUCAAAUACAAUGCAAAGAAGAUGAAAAAGUUAGAAAAGGAAUACACUACAAUAAAAACUAAGGAAAUGGAAGAACAAGUUGAAAUUAAAAGGUUACGAACAGAAAAUAGACUCUUAAAACAACGCAUUGAAACAUUAGAAAAAGAAAGUGCUUCCUUGGCAGAUAGAUUGAUACAGGGACAAGUGACAAGGGCCCAGGAGGCUGAGGAAAACUACCUCAUAAAACGGGAGCUGGCCACCAUCAAACAGCAGAGUGAUGAGGCCAUUACUAAACUGGAGCAAGCUGAGAAUACCAUCAGGGAGCUCCAGCAACAACAGCAAUGGCAUAAAUGCAGUUCACGCUACAGUGAAGACUUUGUGCUACAGCUGGAAAAAGAGUUGGUUCAAGCAAGGCUGAGUGAAGCAGAAUCCCAUUGUGCUCUGAAGGAAAUGCAAGAUAAGGUUCUAGACAUGGAAAAGAGAAACAGUUCUUUACCUGAUGAGAAUAAUGUUGCUAGACUUCAAGAAGAACUGAUUGCAGUGAAAUUAAGGGAAGCAGAAGCUCUGAUGGGACUAAAAGAACUUAGACAGCGAGUCAAGGAUUUGGAGGAGCACUGGCAGCGUCACCUAGCUCGUACCACUGGCAGAUGGAAAGAUACACCCAGAAAGAACACGGUGAAUGAGCUGCAAGAUGAAUUAAUGACUAUCCGAUUGAAAGAAGCAGAAACUCAGGCGGAGCUAAAAGAGAUGAAACAAAGAAUGAUGGAGAUGGAAACUCAGAAUCAGAUCAAUAGCAACCACUUGCGAAGGGCGGAGCAAGAGGUUACCAAUCUGCAAGGGAAGGUGCAGUAUCUUUCUACACAGAACAAAGGACUUCUUGCUCAGUUAAGUGAAGCCAAACGCAGACAAGCAGAGAUUGAAUGCAAGAGUAAGGAAGAAGUGAUGGCAGUAAGGCUCCGUGAAGCAGACCGCAUUGCUGCAGUGGCCGAACUCCAGCAACAUAUUGCUGAACUAGAAAUCCAGAAAGAAGAAGGAAAAAUUCAAGGGCAGCUUAAUAAAUCUGACUGUAACCAGUAUAUUAGAGAACUGAAAGAUCAGAUAGCAGAACUGAAGCAGGAGAUCAAAUGCCUAAAAGGCCAGAGAGUCUUCUCAGACCAAGCCACUUUUGAUGGGAUUCACAUUGUCAACCAUUUUACAGGAGAUGAUGAGUCAUUUCAUUCUUCUGAUGAAGAUUUUAUAACUAACUCCAUACAGAGGAGUGGGGUCCACUUUCAAUUACACAGAACUGGUCAGAUGGCUUUGGAUGCAACUGUGGUAGACAGCAGUGACAGUGAUGCUGAAGAGGGUGUCCUGGGUAUUGGAAGUACAGACAAAAUUAUUCCCAAGGAAAAGAACCAGAAAAGAAUGGAAUCCUACUCUACCACUGUAUGAUUAUCACUGUGACUAGCAUUUAAGAUUUCAUAUCUUUAAGGGAUAAAUGGUCAGAAAUGCCAGGCUGUUGAAUUUAGGUUAUUACUACUGGAGUUUGUCUGGCUCAUUAUGUAUAUAUACAUUUUAAUAUCUGCCUUUUAUCUUUGCCAAAUCUUUACUACUGACAUACCAUUGCCAUAGAGUAGGCUGGGAGGAAGUUGAUGGAUGACGGUUCUAACAGUAUUAUUGAAUGUUCCUUGUUUUAGAAAAUGCAAAUAUUAAUUUCUUCAAUGCUUAAAAACCAUUUUGCAGUUCAUAAACAUGGAAAAUGUUUUCUUCAAAAGAAACUGCUCUUGUGCAAUAUUUUAUGCUCUGAACAAAUGUGUACUUUUUACAUUUGUGAUCAAGAUGGAUGUUAGCAAACCAUCUGAUCAUAGCUUAUAUCUGAUUAUCUUGUGCUUUUUGGUUUUGUUUGUUUUUAAUUAAACAGUACUUUUGGAGGCUCACAGAAGACUCAAAAUAUAGGCCUUCAUCUGUACUAUUUUAUAAACAAAUUAAUGGUCACAAAUGUUUCUAAAAUCAUUUUGACUUAAUUUUUAUGUGCAUCUGCUUUUGAUGUGUUGCUAAACAAAGCCUGGUCUAAGUAUGUUAACUACAAUAAUGUUUAUUUUGUACAUAUUUAUAUAUCUGCACCAAGCUGAAAAUGUACAUUACACAUCAUUUUAUAUGAGGAAUGUAAAUGUUGCAAUAUGUCUUGGCAUUCUAACAAGAAUAAAUUCUGUAUAUACAUAGUAGAAAUGAGUUACCAAAUAAAGACAAAACACUAACCGUAGGUUAAAUUUCUGCUUAGCUACUGACACUAACAGGUUCUUGUUUAACUGAAAUGCUUGUUCAGAAACACUAUUGACUGAAUAUUUUAACUCCAUGUAUAUGUAACUACAAUAAAUUUUUCAUGAUUUA
Molecule: messenger RNA, 4565 nt
Organism: Alligator sinensis (Chinese alligator)
Lineage: Eukaryota; Metazoa; Chordata; Crocodylia; Alligatoridae
Gene: EVI5
Product: ecotropic viral integration site 5
Exons: 20
Coding region: 1149-3626 (825 amino acids)
Source: RefSeq, a predicted model, not a curated record